Messenger RNA from Dromaius novaehollandiae (emu), 459 nucleotides. Its product is annotated as putative transmembrane protein 244. The record is from RefSeq and is a predicted model, not a curated record. The coding region runs from base 1 to 459 and encodes 152 amino acids. The transcript has 6 exons. Lineage: Eukaryota; Metazoa; Chordata; Aves; Casuariiformes; Dromaiidae.
AUGACCCGCUGGGGCAGCCCGGGGACGAGCGUCAAGAUCCUCCUCCUGCACCUGCUGCUCUGCCUGGGCAUCUUCUACACCCUCUACUAUGUGACGGGCAGCAUCUGCCACGGGGCUCUCAGGCUCGACACUUUUGAUGGCCUCAUCCCCUUUGAGUUCAGGACCGAACCGUCCCUCUCCAACCCCAAAUAUCUGGGGGGGCUGCUGGCCAUGGAGCUGACAUACUUCACCAGCAGCAUCCUCUUCGCCGCGCUGCUGAAGCGCUGGGUCUGGGACUACGCCGUGACCGUCACGCUGCUCCACGUGCUGCUGACCUGCCUCGUGAUGGGACAGUUCCCGCUGGUGUGGCAGUGGUGGCUGGCGCUCGGGAGCGGGCUCAUCCUCAUGGUUUGCACUGGACACCUGCUGACCUGCUCCAUUUGUCCCCGCUCCGGCUCAUCCAUCUCGGAGAGUGACUGA